Anoplopoma fimbria (sablefish) is the source of this 1836-nucleotide messenger RNA. RefSeq names its product dynein axonemal assembly factor 10 (gene dnaaf10). The transcript is spliced from 9 exons. Gene Ontology annotation, molecular function: ubiquitin binding. The record is from RefSeq and is a predicted model, not a curated record. NCBI's taxonomy places the organism in Eukaryota, Metazoa, Chordata, Actinopteri, Perciformes, Anoplopomatidae. Bases 179 to 1255 code for a protein of 358 amino acids.
CAUGAGGGAGUCCACAUGUGACCGAAAGGACCCCGCGGCAACACCGCAGACGCCUGCAUGUUUUCGGGCAGCCUCGCGUUCAGAUCAGCUGGACAGACGGGUCCUGUUUGUUUGCAGAGAGCUGGAGCAGACGCGUGUUUUCUUUACUUUCUGAACGACAUUUAAGACGUUUUUUAACAUGUCGUCGCCGCUAGCGAAGCCCCAGAUCAUUGCACACAUCCAGAGGAGUGUGAACUACACGGUGUUCGACACGAAAUGGAUCCCCUGCAGCGCCAAGUUCGUCUGUCUGGGAAACUUCCCCCGAGGAACCGGAGUGAUGCAGACCUACGAGGUGCAGCACGGAGAGGCUCGGCUGCUGCAGGAGGUGGAGAAACCUAAACCCAUAAAGUGUGGGACAUUUGGAGCCACUUCUCUGCAACAAAGACACAUAGCAACUGGAGAUUUUGAUGGAAAUCUCAAUAUAUGGAACCUGGAGAUGCCUGACGUUUCAGUGUACUCAGUAAAGGCCCACAAAGAGAUCGUGAACAGUAUUGAUGGUGUUGGCGGCCUGGGGAUUGGUGAUGGAGCCCCUGAGAUAGUCACUGGAAGCAGAGACGGGACGGUAAAGGUUUGGGAUUCCAGACAGAAGGAUUCGCCGGUCGCCAACAUGGAGCCCGUGGAAGGAGAAACCAAGAGGGACUGCUGGACUGUUGCUUUUGGACACGCCUUCAACGACACGGACCGCUGUGUGUGUGCUGGAUACGACAACGGGGACAUCAAACUCUUUGACCUGCGGAAUAUGUCUGUCCGGUGGGAGACCAACAUUAAAAACGGGGUUUGCUGUGUGGAGUUUGACAGGAAAGACAUCAACAUGAACAAGCUGGUGGCCACCUCGCUGGAGGGAAAGUUCCACGUCUUUGACAUGAGGACCCAACACCCGACCAAAGGGUUCGCCUCCGUUUCCGAAAAGGCUCAUAAGUCGACCAUCUGGCAGGUGAAGCAUCUUCCUCAAAACAGAGACAUCUUUAUGACCGCAGGAGGAGCAGGAAACUUACAUCUAUGGAAAUACGAGUAUCCGGCUCAGAGAAACAAGAUGGACUCAGACGACAUGGAGGUGGGCGUAGCCGGCUCCGUCAACCUCCUGCAGAACGCCACCCUGUCCACGCAGCCCAUCGCCAGCCUGGACUGGAGCCCCGACAAGCAGGGCCUGUGUGUGUGCUCGGGCUUCGACCAGACGGUCCGCGUGCUCAUCGUCACCAAACUCAACGUGGCGUGAAAACGUAGACCAUGACCGAGAAGGACGGUGCAUUGGGGGAUUUUGUGAGGAUGAAUUGUCUUUUAUCUGAAGACAACACCGUCCCUCUGCAGGUCUUGGCGGCUGUCCAUCUAGAUUUUGUACAAUUCUUGCUAGAAAACCAUUUUACCAAAAUGAGCUUUGAGAUUUGUCUCUGUUAAAAUGUGCAGUCCUCAGCUGAGCCCUGCAGGAAACGUUAACCUGUAGUUCAGAGAAAUGUCCCCGUAACACAAUGAUGUCUCAUAUUAUGGAAGCAGCCUCUAUUAGCAAGAACAAAUGAGUCUUAUAGCCUCUGGCUUGGAAUAAGACUUUGGGGAUCAAAUAUUUAAUUUCUUUAUCUGCUUCCAUUUUUGUCAGAUGUCACUGAAACACUUUUGUUGCACUAUUGGCGGAUGUUGUUCCCGUUUUGUUAAAGUUAUCACUUUUGAUAUGUUAUUGUUAUUGAGAAAUUAAAUGUGCCUUUGGAGAAAACAAAGUGUUUAAUAUGAAUGUCUUAUUUAGAACACAAGGAGGAUUACUAUAUUAAUGAACACAGAGAGUCUUACAUGCUGCUUCAGUCUUUU